AUGAAGUUCCUCGUUGUCUUCCUUACCCUGAUGACCGCCUCUGUGUGGGCAGUAGCAAUUCCAGCACCCGAGCCGGAGCCUGCUUCGUCGCGAAACGUUGGUGUACUCGCCCCGGUCAAGGUUGUUAGUGGCCACACCCAACAGCCACUGGACUGCGCGGCAGUCGACCUGGAGCUCCAGGUUUCGGGCUCCUGCAUUUCCUUUGCCUUGUACCUGGUGCUACAAGCGUAG
Molecule: messenger RNA, 231 nt
Organism: Histoplasma mississippiense
Lineage: Eukaryota; Fungi; Ascomycota; Eurotiomycetes; Onygenales; Ajellomycetaceae
Exons: 2
Coding region: 1-231 (76 amino acids)
Source: RefSeq, a predicted model, not a curated record